CACUCAUCCGUAGCUGUUAAGAUGCUGUGCUACAAGCGCGAUGGCACUCCCUUUUGGGCGCUGGUGCUGAGCUGCCCGCUGUCCAGCAGCGUCCAUGCGAAUGGGGCUCGUGGUGCAGGAGCGGCAGCCAGUCAGGCUACAACGCAGACACCGAGUCCUGUAGCCAAGACGAUCGCAGUGAAGCCCACCUCGGGCCGCUAUAACCAGCCACAAGGCAUCAGGGCCGGUGGACUGGGACUAGGACUGGGGUUUUUCGGGGGUUUGACGCCUGGUGGGGUUCCGGGGGGUGGCCUGCUUAGCGCCUGGAGCACGCACGGUGGAACGGUUUCAGGAGCGGUGGCUCAAGGAAGCAGCCCUUCUGGAUCAUUUUUUGUUAAGUACUGCCUGUGUUGUAUUAUCGACAUCACUGCACAGCGAUUAAAGAAACUUGCCGGGGGCAAGUACGUGCUGGGCAAAGUGAUUGGUGCGGGGGCCUUUGGUCUGGUGCGCAUCGGAAAGAACACUGCCACAGAAGAGCUGGUGGCGAUCAAGAGCGUUGACGCAACACGGUUCCGAAAUAUCACCGAGAUUGACCAAAUCCAGGAGGAAAUGUCGGUCUUGUCCUCCCUGAAGCAUCCGAACAUCAUACGCCUAUACGAUGUACACUUCCAGUCCAAUACGUUUUUCCUCAUUAUGGAGUUUGCCGGUAACGGCUCUUUGGUGCAUUUCAUGCACACCCACGGAGAUCCCGUUAAGCACUCGCUGGACGAGGCCACUGCAGCGCGCGUGUUUGUGCAGAUGGUUUCGGCGCUGGACUAUUGCCACCGCAGGCGCGUUAUCCACCGCGACCUGAAGCCUGAGAACAUCCUCAUGGAUGAGUACUACAAUCUAAAGAUUGCGGACUUCGGGCUGGCGGCCGUUGCGGCGCCAUUCAGCGGCGGCCUUACUCUGCAGUGUGGCACACCUGAGUUUACGGCACCGGAGAUCACUGUGGGCCGGGAGUACGAUGGCCCCAGCGUGGACAUAUGGAGCAUGGGCGUAAUCCUGUACGAGGCCCUGUGCGGGGCCCUCCCUUUCAAGGGCACCACCCAAGCUGGCCUUUUUAAAGCCAUCCAGCGGGGGAGUUUCGACCCUCUACCCAUGUACAUCAGCUCCGAAUGCAAGGACCUGGUUCGGCGGAUGCUGUUGGUGGACCCUCAGGCGCGCAUUACUAUGGAUGAGAUCUUGCGCCACCCCUGGGUUGCUAAAGCGAUGGCCAGCGACGGAGCUGACGGAAGGGUGGCAACGCCCACAAUGGGGCCCAGUCCCACGACCGGCGGGUCUGGACCAGUUGGCUUGUCCGGUGGAGGUGCAGAUGCACCAUCGCGCAUACGGCUUCAGAUGGGUAACGAGGCUGCAUCGAACGAUGAUGAUAUUUCCUGCGGUGGUGUUGGCGAUAGUGACAGCAAGGGGAAGGAUGUACAAGCUGGCUUGGCCGCCGAACGUGACAGUUGUGCUACGGAUGGAUCGGAAGCACGUGUCGGCAUCACUGCUAGCGACAGCGAUGGGUCUGGCCAUCAGAGGGUCUUCGCCCAGGGAUCAGUUGUGUCGUCACCUUGCGCUGCGAAGGCGGCUAAUGUCCUGGCCUCAUCAUCGGUAGACGGUGACUCCAUGGAGCCACCCGUCCCGGGCUCACCAGUGGCUCUAUCAGGGAUGACCAGCGCUGCGGACAGCUUGCACGACUCCGUCAAGCUUGUCCUCCCAGCCCACGUUAACAGAGGUGUUCAGGCGCGGCGUUGACACAGGACCGGCCUUUGUACAAUAGCCUAGGAACACGGCGGAUGUUCUUGCCGUACAUUUACACAACCGUAUCCCACUGUUGUGCCAAUAUCAUAGUCCGUCUGUCCGCACGAACGUUUUAUGUCGCAAGUACCUUGGCAGUCGCCAUGUCACAUAAUGUGUCUCACCAUGCCCCGCAGAUGACCCUAUCCUCGCGGCCCUGCUGCGGCACGCACACGCUGGCGCAGAUGUGAGCUCGUGCACGGCGUCCCGACCCAGCGAGGGUGAGGACGCGGAUUUGCACUUGCAGCGCAGCGCAGCUUCCUACUCGACCAACGUGCCACACGGCGCCAGCAUGGGUGGAGCGGCUGGUCCACGCCGCGAUGGCGCUCCUGGGUCUCGUGGCGGCAUCAGCCGGAGCAUAGGCGGAGCUUCCUCGGUAGCCGGGGGAAGCUUGCAUGGCCAAAACCAAGCAAAUGGGAAAGCGCGCGGGAGCAUUCUUUUGCCUACGUUGGGCACAACGAGCGGAAAUGCAGCUGGGAUCAGCAUUAUCGACAGGAGGAUGCACGAACCGACUUGGCUUCGUUCUCCUGCUCGGACUGGUCAGGCCGGAGGUACAGGGCGGGUCACCAGCACCAUGACAGCGUCCAUCGGCGGUCGUACGCAGCCUGGAGCAUUACAACAACCUGGCUUACCUGCCACAACCAUAACAUCCGCCCUCGGCGGGAACAUGCAUUCCAUCGCUGAAGGGAGCGGCAGGCAGCUCCCACCCAUCCAAGCCAAUCGAAUGCCGGGGAAGAAGGCAAGCUGGCUGACAAUAGAUUCCCGGUAGCUGCUUAACAGUAAAAGAUUCGAGUGCGUUGGCUGCGACAGCGGAGCCGAAAUGGGCACCAAGGCAUUCGGCAGCUGAUUUGCUGCGCCUGGAGCUUUUAUGAUGAAAAGUGUGCAAAUGCGGGCGUCACCUAUGUGAACGUUUGCUGACUCGCUUAAGCUGACUCUCCUGGUGAUUGAUCUUUCGGCCGAAUGCAUGGCCCCAAAAGGAUUUGGUGCAGAAGGAUUAGGAUCAUCAGGAUUAUAUUGUUCCGUUGUCAAACCGGUUACAAUGUUGGAAGCCUAUGUAGGUAUCACCGUACCUGCAUAAGUGUGCAACCCUUAGAAGGGGGCCCCAGGGGAAAUGUUUUCUGAUCAUAUCCUUUAUUUAAUCAUUCAGACCAGC
This is a messenger RNA of Volvox carteri f. nagariensis, 2953 nucleotides long. RefSeq lists its product as uncharacterized. Gene Ontology annotation, cellular component: cytoplasm. The coding region runs from base 22 to 1758 and encodes 578 amino acids. Gene Ontology annotation, biological process: intracellular signal transduction; protein phosphorylation. The record is from RefSeq and is a predicted model, not a curated record. NCBI's taxonomy places the organism in Eukaryota, Viridiplantae, Chlorophyta, Chlorophyceae, Chlamydomonadales, Volvocaceae. Gene Ontology annotation, molecular function: ATP binding; protein serine/threonine kinase activity. The transcript has 7 exons.